Molecule: messenger RNA, 6333 nt
Organism: Dovyalis caffra
Lineage: Eukaryota; Viridiplantae; Streptophyta; Magnoliopsida; Malpighiales; Salicaceae
Source: the annotation of a GenBank genome assembly
AUGGCGUCGAAAGGUCCAAGGUCUAAGCUUGAUCACGAGACUAGAGCUCGGCGUCAAAAGGCACUGGAAGCUCCGAGAGAGCCGCGGCGGCCUAAAACUCACUGGGAUCAUGUUUUAGAGGAAAUGAUUUGGUUGUCGAAGGAGGAGGAGCAGCGGUUGCGAAAAGUUGCUCUUAAUAUUUCAAAGGAUGUUAAGAAGUUCUGGGUUAAAAUUGAAAAGCUGGUACUUUACAAGCAUCAGAUGGAGCUUGAUGAGAAGAAGAAAAAGGCACUUGAUAAGCAACUUGAGUUUCUUCUAGGACAAACUGAGAGGUACUCUACAAUGUUAGCAGAAAAUCUAGUGGACAAACCAUCAGAGCACCAUUCUGCACCAGAUAAAUUGAGUAUCGCAUACAAGGAAGGAGAUGAUGCUAAUGCACCUGCGCAAGUCAACGAUGAGCCUCAGUUGGAUACUGCAGACGAUGACCAAGAGUAUGAUGUGCAAUCAGAAGAUGAAGUGGCUGGCCUAUACUAUCUGUUAUUUUAUCUGCUCAUUAAUGCCUGGGGUGUUGUUUAUGGGAUUCUACUACUAGGAACCUGCUGGAAUGGAAUAAACUUAUCUGUUGUUUAUAUAUCAUGGUUGAAUGGUUUCUUCUGCGAAGCCUUAGGUUGUGAGCUAAAGAGUUUGUGGGUUGUCAUGGUGAUUCCCUUGUUUGUCCAACAUUUUCAAUUGGAAGACGAUGAGCAUACUAUUGAGGAAGAUGAAGCUCUUAUUACUGAAGAAGAAAGGCAAGAAGAAUUGGAAGGUCUGCAAAAUGAAAUAGAUAUUCCACUUGAGGAGCUACUCAGCCAUUAUACUGUAGAGAGAGGUAGCAGAGAGAGUAGUGAAAAUGGAGCCAAGCCAUCUGCAAAUGGGGAAGAUCAUUGUGAGAGGAAAGGAAAAGAUAUUUCUGCUGCUAGUGAGAUGGAGAUAAGCAGCUCACCUGUUAAUACUGGUCGUCGUUGUGGUGAAAAUAAUGGUGCCUUGCCCAUUCCAGACAAUGAUUUAUCGGAAAUCGGGACAGAUGAAAUCAGAAAUCAGUUAAGUAUUUCUGAGGAUCCAGCCAAAGAACACGUGCCUUAUGAUUUCAAUGAUGAACAGGAAGAUGGUGAUUUUGAUCUUGCUGCUGAAGAGGAAAAGGUUACUAGGUUACUAUACCUUCUGGAGAGCUGUACCUACGUCCUUGCAUAUUGCUUUGCAAUCACAGUAUUUCGUUAUGAAGUUGACAUAACUGCAUACUAUUAUUUUCAGAAUUUCUUAAUGAUUGCUAGGGAUGACGAGACAACCUUGUUGGAGGAGGAAGAGCUGGCAAAAGCAGACUCAAACAAUCCCAUAGAUGAGGUAAAGGACAAUGUGGAUGAGGCGAACAAUGAAGUUUCAGAGGAUGAAUCUGAAUAUGCAUCUGUAUUAUCAGACAAUAUGUCAAAUCCCCCAGGCCAUGAAGAUGAACUGAAGCAGUUGGAUAACUCAAUGGAUGGAAUUGUUGAACAGGGGGAGCAUCCCCUUGUAGAAGAACAAGAAAAGGGAAAUGAAAAAAUUUCAGAAGAGGGAGGGGAGAGUGAGAAUAGGAUUGCUGAUGCUGCUGCUGCUGCUAGAUCUGCACAGCCAACAGGCAAUACAUUCUCAACAACCAAAGUGCGUACAAAGUUUCCUUUUCUUCUUAAGUAUCCUCUUCGUGAAUAUCAACAUAUAGGCCUCGAUUGGCUUGUUACAAUGUAUGAAAAAAGAUUAAAUGGGAUUCUAGCUGAUGAAAUGGGGCUUGGAAAGACGAUCAUGACUAUUGCUUUGCUUGGACACCUGGCAUGUGAAAAAGGAAUAUGGGGUCCUCAUCUGAUUGUGGUUCCCACAAGUGUCAUGCUUAACUGGGAAACAGAGUUUCUUAAAUGGUGUCCUGCCUUCAAGAUUUUAACAUAUUUUGGCAGUGCGAAAGAGCGAAAAUGCAAGAGGCAAGGUUGGCUGAAACCAAACUCCUUCCAUGUGUGCAUAACAACAUACAGACUGGUUAUACAGGAUUCAAAAGUCUUCAAGAGGAAGAAAUGGAAGUAUUUGAUAUUGGAUGAAGCUCAUCUGAUAAAAAAUUGGAAGUCUCAGAGAUGGCAAACGCUUUUAAACUUUAAUUCAAAAAGACGUAUCUUAUUAACUGGUACACCUCUGCAGAAUGAUCUCAUGGAACUCUGGUCACUGAUGCAUUUCUUGAUGCCCCACAUCUUUCAAUCUCACCAGGAAUUCAAGGACUGGUUCAGUAAUCCAAUAACUGGGAUGGUAGAAGGACAAGAAAGAGUGAACAAAGAAGUUGUUGAUCGUUUGCAUAAUGUUCUCCGUCCGUUCAUCCUCCGUCGACUGAAAAGGGAUGUGGAGAAGCAGCUCCCCAUGAAACAUGAGCAUGUCAUCUAUUGUAGACUUUCAAGGAGGCAGCGUAACUUGUAUGAGGAUUUCAUUGCUAGUGCAGAGACACAAGCUACACUUGCCACUGCCAACUUUUUUGGGAUGAUCAGCAUCAUAAUGCAACUUCGUAAAGUUUGUAACCAUCCCGACUUAUUUGAGGGUCGUCCAAUUAUUAGUUCUUUUGAUAUGGCUGGUAGAGACAUCCAAUUGAGCAGUUCUGUUUGUUCAAUGCUUUCACCUGGCCCAUUUUCAUCGGUAGAUCUCUGUGCUUUGGGGCUUAUAUUUACUCAUCUUGACUUUAGCAUGCCUUCUUGGGAGUACGAUGAAGUAAAGGCUAUUGCUACUCCUUCAAGAUUAAUCAAAGACCGUGCCAACCUGGAUGACAUAGAAGAAGUUGGACCUGGAUCUAAACAUUGGAAGAAGUUGCCUGGAACAAAUAUUUUUGAAGAGAUUAGAAAGUCAUUAUUGGAGGAGAGAUUAAGAGAAGUGAAGCAACGGGCAGCAUCUAUUGCAUGGUGGAAUUCCUUGAGGUGUCAGAAAAAACCCAUAUACUCAACAACCCUGCGAGAACUUCUCACAGUGAAGCAUCCCAUCCAUGAUGUCCAUCGCCAAAAAGUUGAGCAACGCUCCUACUUAUACUCCUCUAAGCUUGGCAAUGUUGUUCUUUCACCAAUUGAAUGGUUCCAGAAGAUGAUUGAUCUUGUCGAAUCAUUUAUGUUUGCAAUUCCAGCAGCACGUACCCCAGUACCUGUCUUCUGGUGCAGUCAGACUAGAACCCCUGUGUUUCUGCAUUCAACUUACGAGGAGAAAUGCUCUGAAAUGUUGUUGCCUCUUCUUUCACCUAUCAGACCUGCAAUUGUCCGGAGACAACUAUAUUUCCCAGACAGGCGUCUAAUUCAGUUUGACUGUGGCAAAUUGCAGGAGCUUGCAAUUUUGCUCAGGAGGUUGAAGUCAGAAGGCCAUCGGGUAUUAAUAUUCACACAGAUGACUAAGAUGCUUGAUAUUUUGGAGGCUUUCAUAAACUUGUAUGGUUACACUUACAUGCGCUUAGAUGGAUCCACUCAACCAGAGGACAGGCAAACAUUAAUGCAGCGUUUCAACACGAAUCCCAAAAUUUUUAUCUUCAUUUUAUCAACCCGUAGUGGGGGUGUUGGCAUCAAUCUUGUUGGGGCAGAUACUGUGAUCUUCUAUGAUAGUGACUGGAAUCCUGCUAUGGAUCAACAAGCCCAAGAUCGCUGCCAUCGAAUAGGACAGACACGCGAAGUACAUAUCUACAGGUUAAUCAGUGAGAGCACCAUUGAAGAAAACAUCUUAAAGAAAGCCAAUCAGAAGCGUGCUCUUGAUGAUCUAGUUAUACAGAGUGGGGGAUACAACACAGAAUUUUUCAAGAAGCUCGAUCCUAUGGAAUUAUUCUCUGGGCAUAAAACACUUCAGAUUAAGAAUAUGCAGAGGGAGAAAAACCAUAGCAAUGGAAAUGAGGUUUCUUUGUCUAAUGCAGAUGUGGAGGCUGCUCUGAAAUAUGCAGAAGAUGAAGCAGAUUACAUGGCAUUGAAGAAAGUCGAACAGGAAGAGGCUGUAGACAACCAAGAGUUUACUGAAGAGGCUAUUGGGAGAUUGGAAGAUGAUGAACUCGUGAAUGAUGAUGAUAUGAAGGCUGAUGAACCUAUAGACCAUGAGGUGGCAACUUGUAGUAAAGAUGGCACGGUGAAUUUAAAUGAGAAUGAUUGCAUUGAAGAGAGAGCUGUCACUUUUACUGGCAAUGAAGAUGAUGUCGACAUGUUGGCUGAUGUCAAACAGAUGGCGGCAGCAGCAGCAGCUGCUGGACAAGCUAUCUCAUCCUUUGAGAAUAAGCUACGUCCAAUUGAUAGGUACGCGGUGCGUUUUCUGGAAUUGUGGGAUCCAAUUAUAGACAAAGCAGCCUUGGAAUCUCAAGUUAGGUUUGAGGAGGCAGAAUGGGAGCUGGAUCGUAUUGAGAAGUACAAGGAGGAAAUGGAAGCUGAGAUUGAUGAUGAUGAGGAACCACUGGUGUAUGAAAGAUGGGAUGCUGAUUUUGCUACUGAGGCAUACCGACAAGAAGUUGAGGCGUUAACUCAACAUCAGUUGAUGGAAGAACAGGAAGCUGAAGCUGAAGCUGAAGCUAAUGAGAAGGAGGGUGCAGAUGAUGGACAUUUAGAUGCUAUGGUGUAUAAAACACCACGUAAUCCUAAAUCAAAGUCUAAGAAGAAACCGAAGAAAGCCAAGUUCAAAUCUCUGAAGAAAGAAUCUUUGACUUCUGAACUGAAACACCUGAAAGAGGAGGCAUCAACAGAAACUUUGUCUGUAGAUGAUGAUGAUGAAAUAUAUCUUGAUGAUGGUACAUAUUCAGAUACUAUGUCUCCUUAUUCAAGUGUGCAGAGGAAACGUAAGAAAGCAGAAUCAGCAAUUGGUACUGAGAAAAAGAGGUCAAGGAAGAAGACUAAGAAAUUCAAAAGGGCUCCUGAAACGUGCCCUUUUAAUGUAGAUUCAGACCUCUCUAGAAAGCAGCAUGACAGAUCUAUGGAAUUAAAACAAUAUGAGGUUGUGGUUUCUGAUCUUGAGCAGAAACCUGUUAGCAGGAGCAAAAUGGGAGGGAAAAUCUCCAUCAGUACCAUGCCAGUGAAACGGGUUUUGAUGAUAAAGCCAGAGAAGUUGAAGAAGGGGAAUGUUUGGUCGAAAGACUGUGUUCCACCACCUGAUCUAUGGUUGCCACAGGAGGAUGCAAUAUUAUGUGCUGUUGUACAUGAAUAUGGCCCGCAGUGGAGCUUGGUUAGUGAAACUCUGUAUGGGAUGACUGCUGGUGGGUUUUAUCGGGGAAGAUACCGCCAUCCAGUUCAUUGUUGUGAAAGAUUUAGGGAACUAAUCCAUAGAUAUGUUUUAUCUUCUCCAGAAUAUCCUAUUAGUAAUGAAAAGAUGAGCAAUAUGGUCUCCGGGAAGGCCCUUCUCAAAGUAACUGAGGAUAACAUACGGAUGUUGUUAAAUGUUGCUGCUGAGAAGCCAGAUAACGAGUUACUUCUCCAGAAGCACUUCACAGCGCUGCUUGCUUCUGUGUGGAGGGUGAAAUCUCGUGUUGACCAUCAACAAAACUUGUCAUCAUCUCGAAAUGCUCUUUAUAAUGGUGGAAGGGUUUUCAAUUCUUCUGUCAAUCAGUUACCUUGGAAUUCCUCGAAGGAACCUGCAAAAAGAAUGAAAUUCACUAAUUUGGGACAGAGUACCAAGUUGCUGGCGGCUGCACUUCAUGAUGCCAGCAGUAGAAGGCCGGAUGAUAGAGUUUCCUAUUCCAACUUGAGCGAAGAAGCUCCUGCUAUUGAUGAGCAACUGGAAGUAACAUUGGAAUUCCAAAAGGAGGAAAACGAUUCCUUGACUCCAUUCCCACCUGUAAUAAGUUUGUCAAUACCUGGCUCAGCACCAUGGACGUCGGUAAAUAAGGAUAGAGCUGCGGCUCACCAUCUCAGGCCAUCCACAAGUAUAGCUGAAAAUAGAUUCAGGGAUGCAGCAAGUGCUUGUGUUGAAGGCGGCCUGGGUUGUGUUUCAUCUGCCUUACCAGCAAAUGAUUUCAAGUUGCGGCUGGGUUCAAAGAUUCAGUCCUUGGGAAAGCACAAGCUCUGUGUCUCUGAGUCAACCAGGCCUCCUAGGUCAAAGAUGAAGAAAACUUCGAUAGAGCACAGUGAAGGACCCACUGAGCCAGUAUUCCAACCACUGUCUGUACUGUCAUGUAGGGAUCCCAAUUUAAGGUUUGACCUACCACCGGUAGUUAUUCAGGAUGAUAAGGAUGAAUAUUCUAUUUCAUGCAUGGAAAAAGAGCUUUCAGUGGAAACAGGGACCUAUGAAGCUAUCCCAUAUAACUAUGAUCCUGGUUUGAUAUCGGGUCUUGAUGAUUAUUCGUUGUUGCCAGAAUAUACAGACAUUGGAUAG